This is a messenger RNA of Sclerotinia sclerotiorum 1980 UF-70, 1140 nucleotides long. RefSeq lists its product as hypothetical. Bases 1 to 1140 code for a protein of 379 amino acids. Lineage: Eukaryota; Fungi; Ascomycota; Leotiomycetes; Helotiales; Sclerotiniaceae. Gene Ontology annotation, molecular function: branched-chain-amino-acid:2-oxoglutarate transaminase activity. Gene Ontology annotation, biological process: branched-chain amino acid metabolic process. The transcript has 3 exons. The record is from RefSeq and is a predicted model, not a curated record.
AUGGCUUUCCCACCACCUCCCGUUAACACUAUCGACUGGAGCGACAUUGGCUUCAAAUUCCGUGAAGUAAAUGGCCACAUCGAGUCUCAUUACUCAGUAAAAACCGGCAAAUGGACACCUCCAAAAUUCAUCACCGACCCUUACCUCCGUCUCCAUGGCAUGUCUCCCGCCUUAAACUACGGCCAACAAGCAUACGAAGGUAUGAAAGCCUUUCGCAGUCCUGGUGACUCCUCCAUAACCAUAUUCCGCCCUAACAAAAACGCUGCUCGUCUCGCCCACUCCGCCGAAUUCAUUUCUAUUCCUCCUGUUCCUGAGAAUGUUUUCAUGGACUGUGUACAUGCCGCAGUAUCUCUAAAUGCGGAAUACGUACCGCCUCAUGAAACAGGCGCUGCUAUGUAUAUCCGUCCUUUGAUUUUUGGAUCCAGUGCUCAGUUAGGAUUGAAUCCCCCAGAGGAAUAUACCUUCUGCGUUUACGUCCUCCCAGUUGGUGUCUACCAUGGUGUACACCCAGUUAAGUGUUUGAUUCUUGAAGAAUUCGAUCGCUCUGCACCACAUGGAACUGGAAGUGCGAAAGUGGGUGGAAAUUAUGCACCCGUACUGAGAUGGAGUGAUAAAGCAAGGAAUGAAGGAUAUGGUAUUACAUUACAUUUGGAUAGUCAAACACGCAGUGAAAUCGACGAAUUUUCUACCAGUGGAUUUAUUGGUGCGAAGAAGGAUGGAGAUAAUAUUACAUUGGUUGUACCGGAUAGCAAGAACGUUAUUGCCAGUGUAACAUCUGAUAGUAUUUUGGAAAUUGGAAAGAGUCUUGGAUGGAAAACAGAAGUUCGCUCGAUUAAAUACGAAGAACUGCCCAACUUCACCGAAGUAAUGGCUGCCGGAACCGCCGCCGCCCUCGUCCCAAUCCGUUCCAUAACUCGUAACUCCGACUCCAAAACCACAGAAUAUAUCCCCUCAUCCUCCGAAGACCCAGGCGCUAUCUGUCAAAAACUUCUCACCACCCUCAAGGGAAUUCAAUCCGGAAAAAUUAAGGAUACUUUUGGCUGGAACAAGACGGUCGAGAAAUUGGAUGUUAAAGAUUUUACCAGUGGCGAAACAAAUGGUACAAAUGGUUUGAGUGGAAAUAUUGAUAAAUUGCCUUGA